This is a messenger RNA of Alternaria arborescens, 1065 nucleotides long. RefSeq lists its product as hypothetical. The record is from RefSeq and is a predicted model, not a curated record. Lineage: Eukaryota; Fungi; Ascomycota; Dothideomycetes; Pleosporales; Pleosporaceae. Bases 1 to 1065 code for a protein of 354 amino acids. The transcript is spliced from 3 exons. Gene Ontology annotation, cellular component: plasma membrane.
AUGAGCGAUAUCAACGGAAAGGCGCCUGUCAAUGGCAGUAAUGGGGCACAGCGUGGUGAUGAGCCGAUUAUCAAGGUUCAACCUCCCCGACGAGAGGAUCUUCAGCCCAGCUAUGCGAGGGUUAUCCAGCCUGAUGAUGCCGACGCUGAUACGAAUGGAUGGUACGGUGGUAUGAUCAACACGCUAGGUGGCUGCAUCGGUACUCUUGGUGCCAUCCCAUGCUGUAUCGUAUGCCCCAACCCCUACAAGCCAGUCAACCAAGGAAACGUCGGUCUUGUCACCAAAUUCGGCCGAUUCGCUCGCGCUGUCGAUCCUGGUCUCGUCUACGUGAACCCACUAUCCGAGCAACUCGUUCAAGUCGACAUCAAGAUCCAGAUCGUCGAAGUCCCCAAGCAAGUCUGCAUGACAAAGGACAACGUCUCCUUGCAAUUGACAUCUGUCAUCUACUACCGCAUUACUUCGCCUCACAAGGCCGCUUUCUCCAUUUCCAACAUCCGCCAGGCGCUCGUUGAGCGUACGCAGACGACGCUUCGCCAUGUUGUUGGUGCGCGUGUGCUCCAGGAUGUAAUUGAGCGUCGUGAGGAGAUUGCUCAGUCGAUCCGUGAGAUUAUCGAGGAGACGGCUCUCGGAUGGGGUGUCGAGGUUGAGUCCAUGCUUGUCAAGGACAUCAUCUUUAGCCAGGAUCUUCAGGAUUCGCUUUCCAUGGCUGCACAGAGCAAGCGUACCGGAGAAGCCAAGGUUAUUGCUGCACGCGCCGAGGUCGAGGCCGCCAAGUUGAUGCGUCAAGCUGCCGACAUUCUGUCUUCCGCUCCAGCUAUGCAGAUCAGAUACCUCGAAGCCAUGCAAGCCAUGGCCAAGAGUGCGAACAGCAAGGUCAUCUUCUUACCAGCACAAAACCAAACUGUCCAAAGCGCCCUCGCUCAGGCCGACUCCUACGGCGAAGGCCCAAGUUCCCACGGCGCCAGCAACCCAAUGGGUGUCCAGAGUUCCGCAGCACAGGAGUACGGCGGUAACAGCCAUGGUUUCCAGAGCGCUAUCAACUCGCAUGUUAUCGAGAACAUGUAA